This is a messenger RNA of Talaromyces atroroseus, 714 nucleotides long. RefSeq lists its product as hypothetical. Gene Ontology annotation, cellular component: cytoplasm; mitochondrion. The coding region runs from base 1 to 714 and encodes 237 amino acids. The transcript is spliced from 2 exons. Gene Ontology annotation, molecular function: 2 iron, 2 sulfur cluster binding. The record is from RefSeq and is a predicted model, not a curated record. Gene Ontology annotation, biological process: iron-sulfur cluster assembly. Lineage: Eukaryota; Fungi; Ascomycota; Eurotiomycetes; Eurotiales; Trichocomaceae.
AUGUCUUUACAGCAGGCUUUUCGUCCCUCAGUGACAUCAUCCGCAGCGGUGUUCAGAUUUGUCGCCAGGCAAAGAUGCAUCUGCUCUUACCGGGCCUUCUCCUCGCACGCUGGAAAUUACCAUUCAUUGAGACGUGACAUGCAGACGGCGACUGCUUACCGGCCUCAUUCCCUCCCAGAGAACCCACCUCCACCCCGUAACUCCGGGAUCCCAGACACAUCCAUUACCACAGAUGCUCCCUACAACUCCUCGAACGGCUUAUACGGCGCCGUUCCACCUACGCCAAGACCAUCCACUACUGUCAGUCUGCGGGAAGGCGAAGCCCAGAAGCCAUCGCCCGUCAAGCAAUCCGAAACGACGAAGCCGCGCCGCUCAAGACUCCGUCCCCGGAAGGCGGCAAUGACCCUUACGCCGACUGCUGUAUCCCAACUGCACUCCAUGCUAUCCCAGCCGGACCCCAAGAUGAUACGGGUUGGCGUGAAGAACCGUGGCUGUUCCGGGCUGGCUUACCAUCUUGAAUACGUCGAGAAGCCUGGGAAAUUCGACGAAAUCGUUGAACAGGACGGGGUCAAGGUGCUUAUUGACAGCAAGGCCCUGUUCAGCAUUAUCGGAAGCGAGAUGGAUUGGCAUGAAGACAAGCUCAGUCAGCGGUUUGUGUUCCGUAAUCCCAAUAUAAAGGAACAAUGCGGUUGUGGGGAGUCUUUCAUGGUAUAA